Aphanomyces astaci is the source of this 961-nucleotide messenger RNA. RefSeq lists its product as hypothetical. The coding region runs from base 33 to 845 and encodes 270 amino acids. Gene Ontology annotation, cellular component: endoplasmic reticulum; endoplasmic reticulum membrane. Gene Ontology annotation, biological process: intracellular protein transport; endoplasmic reticulum to Golgi vesicle-mediated transport. The transcript has 3 exons. Lineage: Eukaryota; Oomycota; Saprolegniomycetes; Saprolegniales; Verrucalvaceae. The record is from RefSeq and is a predicted model, not a curated record.
UCCGAAUCGCAGCUGGCUCAAGCAUAACGACGAUGUUCAUCAACCUGAUGAUGUUUUGGCUCAUGUGCGUGGAAGGCUUCAUCUGCAUCCUUCUGUGCAUUCCAUUCUUCAAGCAUGCGACCCAAGCCGUGGUAAACUUUCUCUCCUCGAACGUGUUUACUGCCACAUCCCAUCUCACAACCGUCGGAUACGGCAUCCUUGCCCUUGUUGGCGUUAUGUUUCUUGCGAACUUGCAAACGACAUACAACCAUCACAUGUCGGACGAAGCUGUGAGCGACGGGUUCCGCAUUCGGUUGCUUGCGGCCCAACGGGACAUGUACAUUUCCGGGAUUUGCUUGUUCUUGAACCUCCUGCUGCAAAUGCUGUACUCGAGCAUGGUGGUUAACAUCAAGCUCGAGAAGAGCUUGGGGGCCAUGGAAAAACAAGCCAAGGGUGCAAGCUCCAGCUACACGAAUCUGCUGGAAGAACAUGAGAUCUUGCAAAAGCAGUUGAAAAAGCUGGUCGGGUUGGAUGGAACGACCGACUUGACCUCGUUGGAGAAGCUGCUCAAGGAGAACGCCGCGUACGAGACGGAGGUCGCGUCGCUCAAGAAGUCUGUGGCGGCGAGUGACGCGGCAAUCGCGCAGGUGAAGAAGCAGGCGGACAGUCAAAGCGCCGCGUACUUGAAGCUGCUGGACGAAACUACAGCUAAAGGCGACCAGGCGCAGGAGAUCAAGGACCUCCAUGCCCAAGUCGUGGACUUGAAGCAAACCGUCAACGACUUAACCAAAGAUCGCGACUCGUUGAAGACCCAAAUCCAAGAUUACGACUUCAUGUUUGCCGAAGCCAAGAAAAAGGCUGAAUAGGAAGGAAGGAAUGCCGUAAGAACGUGAAAAUCCCCUCUUGACUUUGCAUGGAUAUGGGACCGAGAACUGUAUUUGGUGUACUACACAGCGAGCGCUCGGGGGGUCUACCGGUGGAA